AUGGCUUGGGGCUUGCCAUACGAAAAUGAGUUAUGUAAGCGGAACAAGUGGCUCUCUCUUUCAGGAAUGUCUGAUACAGUUUCACAGACUGUCAGAAGCCUUGGCGAGCCAGCCAGGGAUCAGACUCUCCAUCCAGUUCUCCAAGGCCGGCCGACAUUACCCACAACCCUUUUAGGUGUCCCGCCCUUGGAAGCGGGGGGCGUUCGGGCCAAAGACCAAUGGAUGGGAAGGCUUGGCUGCCUCUUGGCUCUUCAGGGAGCCUGCCUCCGGGUCGGGGCUGCAGGCCGAAGAGUGCCCAGUGUGGGAACCCUUCCUCAUCGCUCCCUGGGUCACACCUGCUCCCAGCCUUGCAGAGUCGCUGAACAGAUUGUGGUUCUUGUUAUGGAACUCAAUUGCUGGGAAGGAAAACUCGUCUGGGGUGCUGGAGAGCGAGCAAAAGCCGGACGCCGCCGUUUGAUACCGUCACGACCAAGUGAACGGUUUGGUAACCGAAGGACCAGCUGGAAAUCCUGUUCCCCGCUCCCUGACCCAGGGGCUAGCCUCAAGCUCAAUCCCGCACUUAAAUGCCAGAGGGCUAACGGGAGGCGGUGUGCGUUUGGGGACUGUCGGUCUCUCCUAGGGGCUUUUGCUUUCCCGCUUUUCAGGAGAAGAGGAGAAAGAGCCGAGAAAAGCGUUCUUACUAGGCUGACGCGUAGGAAAAGAAAUCCAUUCGGUGCCUUAACCUACCGCCGGGAGCCUCUACAGAGAAGCGUGCCGCGGGAAUGUGGCUGCCCCGCCCGCCUGGCCGUCGGCUCGCUGCCUAGCCCUGUCCUUUGGCCCAGUGCUGAGGGAGGCCAGGUGAGUGCCGGGAGCCAGACGGGACUGUGCCCUCCGGCCAGGCCUCGAAAGCUGACGGGCGCGCGCUGGGGGUCGUGCCCCCAUCCUCGCCGCCCCCUCCCCCCGGAGGCCUGCCCGGGGCCGCCCGCAUUGUUCCGCGAUGACUCGGGAUCAAGCGACACAAAGGAGCGCCGGGCGGCCGGGCCGAGCGAGCCAAGGGCAAGAGGUCACUUCCGAACAACUGGGCCAGAAAAGCUCACUUCCAGGGGCGGGCCCCAAGGGGCGGGCCGGGGGAGGAGGCGGCUCAUUGAAGAAAGAUGUUCUCACACAGUACUUCCUGACAGUGAAGGAGAAUCUGCUGAUUUUGACAGCCAUAAAUCUGGUUACCUAAUCCCAAGCCAGUUCCCAUCCAGAAAAUGAUGAGCUCUGGCAUUCACCUGGGGAGACAAAGCUCAUCGGAAGUCGUUAAAUGUUUUAAUGUGACUCAUAAAGAAGGAAGAACUGGCCAACCAACCUACUAGCCAUGGCUUUCUCAGCAAAUCAGGGUGUGCACCUGCAGAAGCCUUUUCUAACAAGGUUUGCUUCACUUUGCAAUUGGUAUUAUUAAAUAUUUAUUGACCUUCUUGAA
Monodelphis domestica (gray short-tailed opossum) is the source of this 1444-nucleotide messenger RNA. RefSeq lists its product as uncharacterized. Lineage: Eukaryota; Metazoa; Chordata; Mammalia; Didelphimorphia; Didelphidae. The record is from RefSeq and is a predicted model, not a curated record.